Messenger RNA from Thalassophryne amazonica, 1315 nucleotides. RefSeq names its product beta-2-glycoprotein 1-like. NCBI's taxonomy places the organism in Eukaryota, Metazoa, Chordata, Actinopteri, Batrachoidiformes, Batrachoididae. The record is from RefSeq and is a predicted model, not a curated record. The transcript is spliced from 8 exons. The coding region runs from base 39 to 1118 and encodes 359 amino acids.
CAGCGCCAGGGCACUGAGGAGACCUCAUUACAAGAAAGAUGGGUCUGACUUUGGCUUUGGUGCUACUUAGCCAAGUAGCUUUGCAUGCAACUGCAACUUCCAAGACAGUCUGUAGUCGCCCACUUCUCCUUGAUGGCAUCAAUGAGUCAACCCUAAAAGGAGUAUAUGAGGUUGGAGAGGAGGUGACCCUCACAUGUGAGCUGGGGUACAUGCCUUCCACUGCAAGUGCUCACAAGAUCACCUGCACCCCCACAGGAGAGUGGACAACAUCAGAUCUGAUAUGCUCCCCUAAGAUGUGCCCGAUUCCAAAACCUCUGCAGCCUUUAGCAAAGACAGAGGCUCCAUUCAAGAGUGUACUCAACUACACCUGUGAUGAAGGGUAUGUUAUAUUAGGAGCCAGUAAAAGCCAAUGUUUGCAGGACGGCACAUGGAGCCAUCCGCCACCCCUAUGCAAAGCUGUGAACUGCCCCCUACCUAAACCUCCCAGUGAUGGCAGAAUCAUCCAUGAUAAGCCAAUCACUGGAACCACCACCAUGUACGGACAAGGCUGGACAUACGAGUGUAACCUUCCCAAGGCACCCAGUUAUGAGAGGGGAUACUGCAAGGCUGAUGGAAGCACUACUGAACCACCAGUAUGUCGCGUGGUGAGUUGCCCCAUCCCCACAGGGAUACCAAACGGCUUCAUCACAUUCGCUGUCAUAAGGGAGCAUGGCUACAAGGAUCAGGUUAAGUACUCCUGCAAUGAACACUACGUCCUGGAUGGUGAUCCUCAGAUUCAGUGUGAAAACACAGGAACCUGGUCUGCCAAGCCAGUCUGCAGGGCUCCCUGUGCAGUGGGAAUUAAAAGAGGUCGGAUUUUCUACAACUCCAAGAAGCUCUGGAUCGCAGACCUCAAACCCAAUAGAGUCCUCCAUGGAGAGCAUGUCGCCUUCUACUGCCUGAACAAAGGUGACAGGUGUGGCUACCCCGUGGCCAGCACCUGUAAUGAUGGCACGCUCCCUAUCCCAGAAUGCUUUGAGGAACCAGGCAAAUUGGAGUACAAUUUAAGGCCGACAACACUUCCAUCAGAAAUCACAAUGUGUGCUACAAGUCCCACAAGUCCUUCAAGUACUGCCUAAGCACCGCAUGAAUCACGAUACUUUAAAGGGGUCAACUUAUACCUGUUUUUAGGCAAUCUGAUAAAAAACUUUAAUGUUUUAUCUUGUUUAACAUACUGACCUGUGAACAUCAGAAAAUAAAAGUUGGAAUCCUAAAUCUCAUCUCAUAUUAAACCUUUGAUCUCAAACUCAAAUGUCUUCAGUCUAUAGAAAAAGAG